Molecule: messenger RNA, 2767 nt
Organism: Morone saxatilis (striped sea-bass)
Lineage: Eukaryota; Metazoa; Chordata; Actinopteri; Moronidae
Gene: cntn3b
Product: contactin 3b
Biological process (GO): cell-cell adhesion; brain development
Molecular function (GO): cell-cell adhesion mediator activity
Source: RefSeq, a predicted model, not a curated record
AAAAUCCUUGUAUUCAAGGGAGAGCAUUCCAUUCACAAGCAAUUGGAUGAGAGUCUUAUUAGCCCUCGGCAACUAAAGAUGAUGUUACCAUGGAGACAAAUUGUUCUGCUAUCAAUCACUGGAUGCCUUGCAGAGGAUGUCAUAUUUCAAGGGCCAAGAUGGAGGACGGAGCCAAGUGACCUCAUUUUACCGAUCAACUCCCCAGACCAGGAGGCUACCAUCACGUGCGAGGCAGAAGGCAGCCCUCCUCUGCAAUACAGAUGGUCACUAAACGGAACACUCAUUGAUCUGGGGAAUGACUACCGGCGUCACAUGUCUGGGGGCAGCCUGAUCAUUAGCAACCUGGACAAGGACCAAGACACCGGGGUAUACCAGUGCACGGCCUUCAACACGUGGGGAGCCAUCCUCAGCCGCAGAGCCAGCCUGAAAUUUGCAUAUCUCGAUAACUUCAAAAGUCAAACGGUAAGGAGCGCUGUCAACGUCCGUGAGGGCCAAGGAGUGGUUCUGUUAUGCGGACCACCUGCUCAUUCUGGAGAGUUGACAUUUGCGUGGAUCUUCAAUGAAUACCCGUACUUUGUCCAACAAGACAGUCGGCGAUUCAUCUCUCAAGAGACCGGGAGUUUGUACAUUGCAAAAGUGGAGUCCUCAGAUGUUGGCAACUACACCUGUGUGGUUAACAACACUGUCACAAGGGAGAAGGUGCUCAGCUCUCCUACACCGCUGGUCCUCAGAAGUGAUGGAGUAAUGGGUGAAUAUGAACCCAAAAUAGAAGUUCAUUUCCCGGAUUCGGUUCCAGCUGCGAAAGAAUCAGUGGUGAAGCUGGAAUGCUUUGCUCUGGGAAACCCUGUCCCAGAAAUAAGCUGGAGAAGAACCAGCGGCAUCCCAUUCCCCAGCAAAGUCAAGAUGAAGAAUUCAAACGCCGUGCUUGAAAUACCUAAUUUCCAGCAGGAAGAUGCGGGGACGUACGAAUGUAUGGCAGAGAAUCGGCGAGGCAAAAAUGCUGCACGGGGUCGUAUUUCAUUCCAUGCCAAACCUCACUGGCUCCAAACAAUGACAGACACAGCUCUGUCCAUCGAGGAAAAUCUCUUUUGGGAGUGCAAAGCCAAUGGAAAGCCCAAACCGUCCUACAGCUGGCUGAAGAACGGGGACCAAGUGAUGGCUGAGGGCCGGGUACAAAUCGAAAAUGGGGCUCUUUCUAUAGCUGCAUUAAACCUGUCAGAUUCCGGGAUGUAUCAGUGUGUGGCUGAAAACAAACAUGGCAUUAUUUAUUCCAGUGCCCAACUAAUGGUGUUAGCGUCACCUCCCAGUUUCUCCAAAAGUCCAUUAAGGGCCUUGCUAAAAGCUCGCUCAGGCAGCGAAGUCACUCUUGAAUGCAAGCCUCAGGCCUCGCCCCCAGCAAUUAGCCUGUGGAAGAAAGGGAAUGAGAUCCUGCAGAGAACUGAAAGGAUUACUUUGCUUCCCAAUGGGACAUUGAAGAUCACCAAUGUAACCAGACGGGAUGCAGCCAGCUACACGUGUGUCGCUAAGAACCAGUUUGGGACUGCAAGCACAACUGGGAGGCUGAUUAUCACUGAGCCCACCAGAAUCACCAUGAGGCCGACUAACAUGGAGAUUAUUGUUGGCGAGAGCAUCGUGUUACCCUGCCAGAUUGCCUACGAUCCAGCUCUGGAUGUGUCUUUCUCAUGGGCAUUCAACGGCCAGCUCAUCGACUUCCAGCGAGACAGCGAUCAUUUCGAAAGAGUGGGCGGGUUCCUGACACAGCUCCCACUGAUGUUGGAGGUGGAGGCGGCACAAAGUCUGAAUUAGUGAUAACAUGGGAGCCUGUUCCCGAGGAACUGCAGAACGGAGAGGGCUUCGGCUACAUCAUCGCCUUCAGGCCUGUGGGCACGGUCACGUGGACGCGAGCGGUUAUCUCCACACCUGGCGUGGCGCGCUACGUCUUCCGCAACGACACCAUCCCACCCUUCUCGCCUUUUGAUGUGAAAGUGGGGGCGUACAACAACCGAGGCGAGGGGCCCUUCAGCUCUAUUGCCACCGUGUACUCGGCAGAGGAAGUCCCCAGUGUGGCUCCUAAGAGGGUUAGGACUAGAAGUGUGUCUGCAGUGCAAAUUGAAGUGAUCUGGGAAGUUCUCCCCGCCAUCCCAGAAAGAGUGCUUGGAUAUGAGGCCGUGUACUGGGAAGACGACACCAAGCCUGACACUGUUGGCAAAGUGCGCAUAUCUGGAAACUACACACUGGUUAACAUCACGGGGUUGAAAGCGAACACAGUGUACUACCUCUCUGUGGCUGCUUUCAAUACGGCUGGCCCCGGGCCACAGUCGGCGCCCAUCAACACCACCACAAAGAAACCACCUCCAGAUCGGGCUCCGCUCAACAUACAAUGGACCAUGAUUGGCUCCACACUCACGCUGCACUGGGAUCAUGUAGUAGCUAUGGAGACAGAGUCAAAGGUCACUGGAUAUUUGGUGCUGCUGAAGAGACACCGCUACAAUGACAUCAAUACCAUCUUGACUAACAAAACCACUGUGGAGCUCAGCCUCUCCACCAAUGACAACUAUCUCAUUCAGAUCAAGGCCAUGAGUGAGGGCGGCGAAGGCGCGGGCAGUGAACCCAUCCACAUCCAUAAAUUAAGCAUGGGAGCGCGGGGUUCAGGAGCGAUCCGCCUCAGCCCAUUGUACCUCUCUGCAGUCCUCAUCAGUGCACUGCUCUGCUCCGUCUGGUGAUGUCUAAUCAGAGCCUACAGAGUGCCCUCCCUCCCCCUCCAUCC